CCACACUAUCUCUCUCUCUCGUCUCUUCGAACAGUUCAAAAACCACUUAUAGAUUCGAAAAACAGAGCAAUUUCUUCUUCUCCUUCCUCUUUUCCCUACCAACCUCAUUUCUCUAACUUCUCCUUCGAUCCCAUUCUCUUAGCCGAAGAAUUCUUGAUUUUCCCGAUUGGGAAAAGUUCAAAUUUCUCGGUCUUGUCUACGAUACCAGCUAAUUUCACUUCACCUCCUCUGUUCUGAAAUCCCCUGCUUUCUCCUUCUCUGUUUCAUAGUUUUAUAAAAAUGGUGAGCCAAAACGUCGUCGUAUCAGACGCCAAGACUGGAAUCAUAACCGCCUCCACCGCCUCUAACUCCUCCGUCUUCACUCCUUCCGCUCAGAAACCACCGACUGCUCCUGGUUACAUCUCAAUUUCAAAGAAGAAACUACUCCAAAACCUCGAAAUCAAUGGCGCUCAAAGUCAGAGACUCAACUCUUGGGUUGACUCCAUGAGAGCUUCUUCGCCUACACAUCUCAAAUCACUUCCUUCUCUUUCUUCACAAGAAGAGCUCAAUUCUUGGAUUAAACGACAUCCAUCGGCACUUGACAUGUUCGAACGAAUCAUCGAAGCUUCGAGUGGUAAACAAAUCGUUAUGUUUCUUGAUUAUGACGGUACUAUUUCUCCAAUCGUCGAUGAUCCAGACAGAGCUUUCAUAUCCAGCAAGAUGAGAAGGACAGUGAAAAAGCUUGCGAAGUCUUUUCCAACUUCUAUAGUUACCGGUAGAUGCAUAGAUAAGGUUUAUAGCUUUGUGAAGCUAGCAGAACUGUAUUACGCUGGAAGCCAUGGAAUGGAUAUUAAAGGUCCAACAAAAGGUUUCUCUAGAUACAACAAGGAUAAGCCAUCUGUUCUUUAUCAACCAGCCGGCGACUUUCUUCCCAUGAUCGAUGAGGUUUAUAAAAAAUUAGUGGAGAAAACCAAAUCAACACCAGGAGCCAAAGUGGAGAACAACAAGUUCUGUCUUUCUGUGCACUUCCGUUGUGUCGACGAGAAGAAAUGGAGCGAACUGGCUUUAAAAGUUCGGUCGGUGGUAAAGAACUAUCCGACACUGAAACUGUCACAAGGUCGUAAGGUUUUUGAAAUCCGACCUAUGAUUAAAUGGGACAAAGGCAAGGCUCUUGAGUUUUUGUUAGAGUCACUUGGUAAGAUAUUCUUUCCAUCUUGUCUUCUACUUCAAGAGAGAGGACAAGGCUUUGGUAUUCUUGUCUCCAAGUUCCCCAAAGACACAAAUGCGUCGUAUUCGUUGCAAGACCCACCUGAGGCAAGUGAUGGAUUUCUUGCGGCGGUUGGUAGAGUGGAAACAAAUUUAGCAAUGAACGUGAAAAUGCUAUUGGAGUAACUUUAGAAAAAAUAUAAUCAUUAUCAUAGGUGCAUGUAAUAUACGUAUAUAGUAUAUCCCUAACCUAUAAUGGAACAUUUUAUAAGAUAUAUAAGGGCAAGCUCUUAAAAUGCCCAUAUAUAUAUAUAUAUAUAUAGAUUGAUCUUGUUCAUCAUAAUUCUUUUCUUUUGGGAAAAGAUGAACAAGACCUUUUAUUAAAGUGGGGAUAUAUUUUUCUUUCUUUUUAUAGCCUUCUAACUCUGUUGCGUGAAGGCGAUUUUACCUUUUAAACUAAGGAAAUAACGGUUGUAAGGGAAUAUGGGGGUAUAUAUAUCUUUUGUAAAAUUCUAAAGAAAACGUGCAUUGUUUUCCUAAAUAUUCGUAUUUUUGCGCUU
Thlaspi arvense is the source of this 1745-nucleotide messenger RNA. The record is from the annotation of a GenBank genome assembly. Lineage: Eukaryota; Viridiplantae; Streptophyta; Magnoliopsida; Brassicales; Brassicaceae.